UGCCCCCCAGGCUACCUGAUGGAGCGCAAGAAGAAGGGCUCCAUGCGCUGGAUGAAGAUGAACUUUGAGGUUUACCCCGACACCACCUACGAAUCCACCAAGAUGAUCGAGGGCGUCUGCUACGAGAUGCGCGUCUUCGCCGUCAACGCCAUCGGGGUGUCGCAGCCCAGCCACAACACCCAGCCCUUCAUGCCCAUCGCGCCGACCAGCGAGCCGACCCACGUGGUGCUGGAGGACGUCACCGACACCACGGCCACCAUCAAAUGGAGGCCGCCUGAGCGAAUCGCCGGGGGCGUCGACGGGUACCUGGUGGAGUGGUGCAAGGAGGGAUCGGACGAAUGGGUGGCAGCCAACACAGAGCUGGUGGAGCGCUGUGGGCUGACGGUGCGGGGCCUCCCCACGGGGGAGCGGCUGCUCUUCCGGGUCAUCAGCGUCAACAUGGCGGGCAAAAGCCCCCCGGCCACCAUGGGGCAGCCUGUCACCAUCCGAGAGAUCGUGGAGCGCCCCAAGAUCCGGCUGCCUCGGCACCUGCGCCAGACCUACAUGAGGCGCGUGGGGGAGCAGGUCAACCUCGUCAUCCCCUUCCAGGGGAAGCCCCGUCCUCAAGUGACCUGGAGCCGCGGCGGUUCCCCACUUCCGGCGGAAGUGCAGACCCGCACGUCGGACGUGGACUCGGUGUUCUUCAUCCGCUCCGCCACGCGGGAGCUGUCCGGCGACUACGAGAUGCGCGUGCGCAUAGAGAACAUGGAGGACAGCGCCAUCGUGCGGCUCAGGGUCGUAGAGCGGCCUGGCGCCCCUCGCGCGGUGGCGGUGGCGGAGGUGUGGGGCAGCAACGCGCAGCUGCAGUGGGAGCCGCCCAAGGACGACGGCAACGCCGAGAUCAGCGGCUACACCGUGCAGAAGGCCGACACCAGGACCAUGGAAUGGUUCACGGUGCUGGAGCACAGCCGCCCGACGCGCUGCGUGGUGUCGGACCUGGUGAUGGGCAACGAGUAUCGCUUCCGGGUGUACAGCGAGAACGUCUGUGGGCGGAGCCAGGAGCCGGGCACAUCCCAUAAUACUGCGCGCAUCGCCAAGGAGGGUCUGACCCUAAAAGCGGUGCCCUUCAAGGAGCGCGAUCUGCGCGCAGCCCCCACCUUCCUGACCCCAUUGGUGGAUCGCAGCGUGGUGGCGGGGUACACAGUGACCCUCAACUGCGCUGUGCGGGGACACCCCAAGCCCAAGGUGACGUGGCUGAAGAACAGCGUGGAGAUCGGGGCCGACCCCAAAUUCCUGUCCCGCCACGGCAUGGGGGUGCUGUCCCUGCUCAUCCGCCGGCCCGGGCCCUUCGACGGCGGCACCUACGGCUGCAGGGCCGUCAAUGAGAUGGGGGAGGCCACCACCGAGUGCAGGCUGGACGUCAGGGUGCCGCAAUGAGGAGCAGCGCAGAGCAGCGUUGGGGUGAGAGGUGUCGCCUCGCUGCCUGCAGCGCCAAUAAACGCAGUGCUGUCCGUC
This is a messenger RNA of Lagopus muta (rock ptarmigan), 1494 nucleotides long. RefSeq names its product myosin-binding protein C, fast-type-like. Gene Ontology annotation, molecular function: protein binding. Lineage: Eukaryota; Metazoa; Chordata; Aves; Galliformes; Phasianidae. The record is from RefSeq and is a predicted model, not a curated record.